CCUCAUUUGUGCCCAUCAGAGUGUCCUCAUCCGUGCCCAUCAGUGGGUCCUGAUCCGUGCCCAUCAGAGUGUCCUGAUCCGUGCCCAUCAGAGUGUCCUGAUCCGUGCCCAUCAGAGUGUCCUGAUCCGUGCCCAUCAGAGUGUCCUGAUCCGUGCCCAUCAGAGUGUCCUGAUCCGUGCCCAUCAGAGUGUCCUGAUCCGUGCCCAUCAGAGUGUCCUGAUCCGUGCCCAUCAGAGUGUCCUGAUCCGUGCCCAUCAGAGUGUCCUGAUCCGUGCCCAUCAGAGUGUCCUGAUCCGUGCCCAUCAGAGUGUCCUGAUCCGUGCCCAUCAGAGUGUCCUGAUCCGUGCCCAUCAGAGUGUCCUGAUCCGUGCCCAUCAGUGUAUCCUCAUCCGUGCCCAUCAGAGCGUCCUCAUCCGUGCCCAUGA
Molecule: messenger RNA, 426 nt
Organism: Staurois parvus
Lineage: Eukaryota; Metazoa; Chordata; Amphibia; Anura; Ranidae
Source: the annotation of a GenBank genome assembly